AGUCGCUAUUGUGGUCUCCAUCGUGAAAGGAACGACCGAUUAAUCCCGGUGUCGUGUAGUGAAUAAAGUGUUCAUGAAAUAACAUUAGAAGGGAAAUUAACUAGUGCUCAGCGCCGAGAUCCAGCAUAGCCAUGAAGGCUUUGAUGAUUUUUCUGUGCGGUGUGGUUGCCGUAAGCCACGCCCAGUUUUCAUCAGGCCAGUACGAUCACUCCUUCGGAAAUUUUGGAAAUGAAAACCCCUCAAGUUUACAACCAUUUUACUACGAUUCGCAAUUUGGAACUGGACAUGUUUCGCUUGCCAGCCCCUCAAGUCCGUUCGAUCUGUUCUCUACAAACACGCUGAACAGCAAUAAUGUUUUUCGUCAACAGAGCGGCAGUGCGCUAGAUCGAGGUGGCGGUUUUCAAACGGCGCCUCAGAACUCGUUCAGCACGUACUCGAGUUACCCGUUCGUGAACAAUCAACUGAGCUCACCUUCGUCUGGGCUUUUCUCGAACCAGUAUUCAUCACCUACAAACUAUAACUAUCAGCAGCCCCAAAGUCAGUCCCUCAGCUACCCACAGGUUCCACAAGCUCUCCAGCAAAACGCCUACCAGACUCCCGCUUCCCCAUUGAACGAGUUUAGCAAUCAAGUGCAACAGUCGUACCCCAAGACACCAGCCACUCCUGCUUAUCACGCCCCGGCGCCCGCUCCGCUUAACUACCAACAACCUGCGUAUCAACCACCCGUUCCCCAAUACAAUCCUUCACGUGAACCAGCCUACCAGGCGCCGACGCCAGUGACCACCUCCCGCCCGGUUCCGUACAUCAAUACUGCACAGCUAUCGUAUAACGCUGCCGAGAAUGCUCUCCCUUCCUCAAAUACUGCAAAUUCUUCGAACACCCCGAAAAAACCUGUCGUUGUACAUCCACCUGCGUCCGUUCAUUACGUAAGCAUCGGUGAAAAGCUAGAGGGUGACUACAAAUUUGGUUAUGAGACUGGUAAAGGUUCAAAUGGCGAUGAGUCAUUCCGAACGGAGACUCGCGACGCCGAUGGAACUGUCCGAGGAUCUUACGGCUACGUUGAUCCUAGAGGUAAACAAAUAACUGUUCAUUAUGAAGCUGGACGAGAGGGAUUCAAGAUUUUGUCCGAAGAUGAGGUCAAGGGAGGAGCUAAACGGACACCCGCAGCAGCGCCGGUUCAGCCGAACCAACCUGCUCCACCAGCGGCUGUCGCGCCUACAACCCCGCCAACUCCGCCUACUGCCACCGAAACCCCCCUAUUAGAACACUCGACACAGGCCACCCCUCAACGCAGAAGGAAACGUAAACCUAAUCAGGCUCAAUGAGGAAUCGCCAUUUCGUCAUCAAUUUCUUAUCACCAACGCAUGAACCAAUAAAAAAGAGAAUGAUAAGAUCUAGCUCAUUGAACUAAUUUAAUAAGAUCGUGCCUUACCCCCCUGAGAAAGACCAACAUCGUGUUUUGUUGCAUGCGAUGUUAUUGGACCUGGAGCCCCAAUUUAGCCAAACUUUCACUGUGUAAAUACAUACCCUCACUUGUGGGCUUCAUCCGAACGGCAUCCAAUGUCUCAACGUUGGUAUUAGUCAGCCCAUGGAAUUUUUUUAUUGAUGUCCAAGAUAUGCCGGAUUCUACGCUAACAUUACGCCGAAGACCGUGAACAGUUCCAUCUGAUCGAAUUUUUGGUAACAAUGAUAAUACACGAUAACAAAAACAUUAUGGUCACCGAGUUGAAUGUUUAAGCGGAUGAAAGAGACGGAAUACAUGCAAGAACGUGACGCGCGAUUGUCUUUGAUAGAAGCACAACCUAAAUGGUUCAGCUACGUUGCGAACUGGAGUCUGUUUGAAACUUGUUAUUGCUUCUCCUGUAUUUGUGUUAACUUUACAGACAUUGAUCGAGAAGUACGGCAUCUUCUUGAGGCAUUCUUUGACCCUAGACUCUAUUGAAUUUGGACAUAUUCACAUAAUGAGAAAACGGAAUCUCUGUUGGUCAUCAUGUUUGGCUUCACGCUACUAUUGUUAACAAAUAGCAUUUCACAAUAAAGUUGGCCAGUUUUGUUGUUCUUUAUUUUGACGAUUAAUACCAUUAAUACGAAUUCUAAAGGGUAGAGUAGUUCGGGUUUUAUUGGCAAUGCAUAAAAUUAACGCAUGACUGUGCGGCACUUCAGCCAGCUUCAUUGUCAACGCUAUUCGGAUUCGUACAAGCUAUGUUGAAAAUAAGCGACUUCAGAUCUAACACACUCGUGCCCACAGGUCAAGCGGUUCGAUAUUUUUGUUUAGCAAUUGCCAAGAUACUUGCCAAUAACUUAGGCUUUUCUAUGACCUUUCUGAUUCUAGCAAAACGAUUUCGUCAUUCUUCAGCUGGCUAACAACGCUAACAACGCGUUUAUAUUAAUGACUUUAAAGAAAAAAUAGUUAAUGCUUCGCAUAGCAGUCAGUACCUCAAGACCCUAUGAUUGCCAAUUCGUCUGUGUAUCUUCCUAUCUCAAACUGUUUCGGAUAACAACAACUGCCUCAUGCAAUUGCCUGACGAAAUAUUAUAGAUCUACACCGGUCUGUUGGGCUGAGAGUUCGCAAAAGGAUGUUAGAAUCACUUUACCCUUAUAUAAGGUGCCCACCUUUUGUGUUUGCGCAGAGUCAACCAUAAUGAAGAUCGAUGCCUUUGAGGUGAUGAUCGGAAUGGGUCGAAGGCGCUACCUCGCCAGAUGUUUCACCUCUGUGAUUCGUUUUAUGCUUACUUGAGAUUGGUUUCAUAUGUUGAAGUAAGUUCUCAUAAAAUACGAUCUUUAACUUUGCGCGUUGAACGGAGAUAGCAUCAAGUAAAUGUUUGUUUGUUUGUUUGUUAUUUCAGCACUAUAAUGUAACUCAGUUACUUUGUGGGGCGUCGUCCGUCUUUGGAAAUUCAGAAAAUAGCCACUACAGAUUGAGAUAUCUAGCAUCACGUGACUGCUUUCAAAGGCUGUCUGUCAAUCAACAGGCGUUUCUUCAGUAAGAUACCCUUUUGUCAAAGUGGCGAUGUUCGAUCAAAUGAGAGAGCUACCAUAAUUGGUUUUCGUGUCAAAAUUCUUACCUCAACGACCUCUAUGUUAGGAAUGAAAAGGUACUAUAAAUACAUUGAGGUUUUGUAGAUUGUCAGCGUUCCUGCAAUACGCGUGACUUGUCAUCUAGGGCCAAACGUUUUGUCCUAUAUGAGUCAGUAAUAGUGCAUCAAAAACACAUAUCUGAAACGUUACAAGCCAGACCAUUUAGGGUACACUAAGCUACAAUAACUUAAGCGGAUCAUGGCCAUCAAACUAAAAAUGGUUCGGUGAUUAUUGUUUUGGACGAGCAGGACUUGGUGCGAUGUCAAAGACAAAACUCAACGAAUACGAAAGCGCAGUAAAUGAUUGUUUCCCGCGCCUGGUCAUCUGACUAUCCUGACCAAGUUUCAGGCGACCUUGGUAAAAACAUGCAGAAAUUCAAAGAUUCGAAAGAAAGCUGCGUAAGUCGUCGUUGACCGACGGUAAGAGUGAGACAAUAUAGUUGUCGGAGGGUUCGCACUAUUUCGCCAUUGACGCUAACAUUGUGGUACUGUAUAAGAAAGUCUCACACUACAAAUUUGUUGCGCAUAGUGGCCAAGCAAUCGUGAGGUAAUUUUACCUCAAAAAAUUUUCGGUCAGAGUUCUUUCAGCAUCUGCAGAGCUGUACAAGACGGUUAUGCAUCCUCAUUGGGGGUCUACUUACGAAUGAGCUGUCGCGUGUAUUUCAACGAGAUAAAUGACUACAUUGGUGAUAGUAGCGGUAUUAAUACAAAACCAAGCUGCACAAAAAAUAAAAAGCGUGAUAUGGGGCGUUAGCAUUAUCUAUAGACAUUUUAUGAAAAAAAUUCGUAAAAUUUAGUUCUGAAAUUUGAACAAACAACCUGCCAUAAUAAAGGCUUAUUGAUUCUGUUUACGCCAUAUUUUUUUGGUCAGCACCUAUCAAUGCCGUUGUAUUCAGAUGCCCAGUGUCUCACAAUGUUUUAUUUUUUUCUAUCGGAUAUAUACUAUUUCCUAUCCGUAUUAAUUGCCCAAAUAUGGGCAUUAUAGUUGAACUACUGUCAUUUAGUACAUAUUCAAGGGCCUAUAUUCUAACUCGCGGUCUAAUCCUAAUCAUCAAAGCGCGUAAGCUUCAUAAAUGAAAGGCAGUAUUUUUCGUGCAGAAGAAGCGAGACGCGUCCAAUAUCCUUUAAACUGUUUCCAAUAACGCGCAGAAACCCCCGAAAUUUGCCCACGUGAAUAUAGAUAGAUUAUCGAUCUACCAAUACUGUAAUUGCAUACAAAUAUUGUCACAGUUACCUUGCCUAGCAACGAUAUAUAGGAAAGGUAGCAAGUAAAUAAAUAAAUCGAUUGAUACCGCACA
Molecule: messenger RNA, 4375 nt
Organism: Varroa destructor (honeybee mite)
Lineage: Eukaryota; Metazoa; Arthropoda; Arachnida; Mesostigmata; Varroidae
Cellular component (GO): chitin-based extracellular matrix
Molecular function (GO): structural constituent of chitin-based larval cuticle
Source: RefSeq, a predicted model, not a curated record